Psilocybe cubensis is the source of this 990-nucleotide messenger RNA. RefSeq lists its product as uncharacterized. The transcript has 8 exons. Lineage: Eukaryota; Fungi; Basidiomycota; Agaricomycetes; Agaricales; Agrocybaceae. The record is from RefSeq and is a predicted model, not a curated record. Gene Ontology annotation, molecular function: FMN binding. Bases 1 to 990 code for a protein of 329 amino acids.
AUGCCGGUAAUUGCCUUACUACCCAUUCGCCAAUCCCCACAUAGUUCCGUGUUUACAGAAAUCUCAUUUGCUUACCACUGUUCAUACUAUUUUAAAGAGGCGAGUUUUUCACUCCAAAAGUUUGUUUCUCUGUACUGCUACUUAGUCACGACCAUGUCAUCCGAAGAACUUCCUGCUUUCGAGAAGAACAAAGGGUUCAAAGUUUGCACGUCUCCCAAUCCGGAAUGGACUUACGGGCAGCGCGUAGAAGAGACGCCGGAAGGUAAAGCAUGGGUUGAAGGAGAGAAAGCUGGAUGGACAGUUGUCGACACUUCCAAGGAAGAGACUAGGAGGCUGUAUGCUAUUGGAAUAGCUGGUAUCGUUCCUCGACCCAUCGCGUUUGUAUCGACUGUGUCCAAGGAUGGUGUGGAGAACAUCGCGCCCUUCAGGCGUGUAUCUCACUGGUUUAAUCAAGUAUCCCCCAACCCCUUCGUCGUCUCAAUCUCAUGCGCACACGGUGGCCCAAAAGGCGCGAAAGACACCCUCACAAACAUACUCAACGGAGCCGGAUUUACCAUCAACAUCAUCAGCGAACCAUGGGUCGAGCAGUCCAACGUCUGUUCGACGGAUGCCCCUAUCGAAAUCAGCGAAUGGCCGCUCAGUGGACUGACCAAGGCGCCGAGUAUUCACGUCAAGGCGCCGAGGGUGAAGGAAAGCGCGUUCUCUAUGGAGUGCGAGCUUCUGCAAACUGUUCCGGUGAAAGACCCCAAUACUGACAACACAGUCUCAACGCUUGUACUUGCACGCGUCAAGUAUAUCCACAUGCGCAACGACAUCCUCGACCCCGUGCGCGGGAUUCCUGAUCUCGCAAAAUUCAAGCCUAUGGCUAGAAUGGGAGGCCUUACUUACGCGACCGUUUCGCAAGGCUUUGCGCUCCCCAGACCUCCCUGGGAUUCGUUACCUGAAGAAGCCAAGCAAAAGUUUGCUGGGGAUGCAACCAAGCAGAGUUAA